CUUCCGGGUCAGGCCUGCUAGUGAGGCUGGCCACUGCGCUUGCGCAUAUGACUCCGCGGGGGCUGCGGGGCACCGGCAUCGGGGCCGCGCCUUCUCGGUGGCUCGCGCAGCCGCGGGGACUCAGUGGAAACCGAAGGCGAGCGAGGAAGGAACGCGGGAAGCAUGAAGAAAGGGAUUUCUUGCGAGCGGAAACAGGCGUGGAUAUCGUCGGGGAAGGCGGGAGCAGGAAAUGGAUUUCUUAUGGAAGUGUGCGUAGAUUCGGUGGAGUCGGCUGUGAAUGCAGAAAGAGGAGGUGCUGACCGGAUUGAAUUAUGUUCUGGUUUACUGGAGGGAGGAACCACACCCAGCAUGGGUGUUCUUCAAGUAGUAAAGCAGAGUGUUCAGAUCCCAGUUUUUGUGAUGAUUCGACCACGUGGAGGUGAUUUUCUAUAUUCAGAUCGUGAAGUUGAGGUGAUGAAGGCUGACAUUCGUCUUGCCAAGCUUUAUGGUGCUGAUGGUUUGGUAUUUGGGGCAUUGACUGAAGAUGGACACAUUGACCAAGAGCUAUGCUUGUCUCUUGUAGCUCUCUGCCGUCCUCUACCAGUCACUUUCCACAGAGAUCCAAUGGCAGCUCUGGAGACCCUCCUGACCUUGGGGUUUGAACGCGUUCUGACCAGUGGGUGUGACAGUUCAGCACUGGAAGGACUGCCUCUCAUAAAGCAGCUCACAGACCAGGAGGUGGGAUAACAGUUAAAAAUCUGCAAAGGAUCCUUGAGGGUUCUGGAGCUACAGAAUUCCACUGUUCUGCCCGAUCUUCUAGAGACUCAGGAAUGAAGUUUCGGUACAAAUACAUUCUUUAUUUAUAUACAGGAGAGGAUGAAAUUAAUCUUUGCUUAAAUAAGAAAGCCUUAGCUGAUGUCAAUAAAUAAUGGAAUACCGUGAUGAGUGGGUAUCAUGAUUUGUUUUUCAGUCGAAAAAUAUUCAACUGAAGAUGACUGUUGUUCCUCCAGAAAUAAGCAGGAACUUUAGACUAUGAGUAAGCCUUUACACGAUUGGCGUGGUCGUGCCGGCCCUCACCAUUGUCACGGUGAUGUCUAGUCUGAGCCUGCUCAGAGAGCGGGUUGUGAAUGCAGUGGCAAUGAUGUCCUAGUUAAAGCCUUGCAGAGCCUCAGCACUCAGUAGAUGAGCUCAGCAGGGAAGUGUUCAGUGAGUCAGAGGCCCACAUGUGCGCAUUCUUGUGCUUCCCUUUUACCAAGUUAAUCAUUGCUGUAAGGCAGCCUCGAUAGCAUUGUUAUCUCUCCUAUUGUAAAUACUCUUCCUUUACCUUUGCUCUCUCCUUGCAGUUGUUUUGAAAUUUUAUCAUCAUUAAGGACUUUAAUCGACUGUGGGGUUCUUUUUUUCAAUAUCAUAAAGGAUUCCUAUGACUUAACUUGAAUCGUCAUCUCAUUUCCUAGUUGAGGGGGUACAAAAUAAAAAAGGAAGACCCUUAGUAUAUACACUUUUAGUUAUAAAAUCCAGUCUCCUGCCUGGCAGCUUUAGCUACUAGAUUUUUCCAGCAGUUAAUUAAUGGAAACUGUGGCUAUAGUAGUCCAGCAUCCUUGGCCUUGUAUCAGUCUCCAAAGCAAAGUGCCAGUAGGAGGGUGUGUUUAACCACUGAUGUGAUUAACUAACUAUUCCUCUGUUGUUCCUGUUGCAGAAAUUCCUCUGUUGCAAUGGGAGCUUCACUUGCUCAUUCAGAAUAUUCUCUAAAGGUAACAGAUGUGACAAAAGUAAGGACUUUGAAUGCUAUUGCAAAGGAUGUCCUAGUUUAGUUAAACUUGUCUGAGAGACAUGGGUAUCGCAGUGUGAAAGAAGCAGUUGGAUCGACAAUCUCUAUGACAGCACCAACCUUCCACAUGGCCGUGGGUGUUUCUAAGAAGAAAAAGACAUCGGACAGCAAUGUGAUCACUUUCUUUGGUAGUCAUUGCUGUCUGCCAUCAUGGGUGAAUUUAGUCUGUGCUUCUUCCACAAGGGCAGGCUUAGCUUUCAGUGGGCUUAACUAAUGAACUGGCAGUGUUCAGCUGCAAGGCAUGAAACCAGAGUCUGCUUCAGGGUUGAUUUAGUGCCACUUUUGUGCCUUUUUGUUUUGUAAAAUAAAAAUUCUCCUUCUGUUGUG
Rattus norvegicus (Norway rat) is the source of this 2134-nucleotide messenger RNA. Lineage: Eukaryota; Metazoa; Chordata; Mammalia; Rodentia; Muridae. The record is from RefSeq and is a predicted model, not a curated record.